AUGCGGCAUCUUCUCCUCCACCCUCAAUUGCGCGUGGCGCUUCCGAGAUCAGUCCAACGGGACCUUCGAACUCAAUUAUGGGUUCGUUUCAAAUCCCAGGUGCCCCGACCAUCCAAGCGCCAUGAACCAGCAGCACCCGAAUCAAAAGAAUUAAACUCAACAUCGGCACGCGUACCAACCCCGAGCGCUUCCAAAACAAAUAUUCGUAGAGGGCCACCGGAGCGUAUACUGGUUUACUAUGGAGGAACAGGCCGAGCCAUGUUCUUAGGCAUGCUACGGGUAUCGACCAUUCUUCUUUUUGGUGCAGCAUGUUUAAUUGUGGCACCAUCCUGCUACACAGAUGAAAAUGAAUGGUAUAUUACACCACUAGUGAUUGCUGGUGGUGCUAUGCCCAUGCUGUUUGUUGCUUUCACAUCAGCACCCUAUGUCAACUUUGUUCACCUGGCUCUUCCUGCUUUUGCACGGAGAUCUCGGGAAGCGGCAGUUCAUUAUGCCAAAGAUCUACCACCAACAGCUGUGCUCUAUUUGAACACUAUGCGGUUCAAUACCAUUCCUCGUACUAUUCAGGUCCGUGUUGGUGAUCUUGUUCCAAACAAACAUGCACUCCGCCCAGUUACUUUUCGGAACACAAGGCCAGUCGAGCGGCCUUGGUGGAUGGGGAAACUCCCUACCCAGUUCUAUACUGGCGAUCAUAGCCAAGCAGGACGCCAGUCUUCGGCAUUUUAUCCUGAGGUUUGGCCCAGCAUUUUUCAGCGCAUACAAGGCAAACCACCAGGAUCAAUGAAUCGUUAG
Messenger RNA from Penicillium verhagenii, 792 nucleotides. RefSeq lists its product as uncharacterized. The coding region runs from base 1 to 792 and encodes 263 amino acids. NCBI's taxonomy places the organism in Eukaryota, Fungi, Ascomycota, Eurotiomycetes, Eurotiales, Aspergillaceae. The record is from RefSeq and is a predicted model, not a curated record. The transcript is spliced from 3 exons.